AUGUUUUCUGCACUGAAGAAAUUAACAAGAAGUGGAGAUGAUCGUUGCCCAGCACCAAUGCCUAUGUCGACUUCUUUGCAAAAGAAAUUUUCUAGAGGCGUACAUUUUAACAUGAAAAUAUUAAUAAAAGGAGAUAGAAAUGUUGGUAAGUCUUGUUUAUUACAAAGAUUGCAAGGUGGAUCAUUCACAGAAGAAUAUGUGCCUACAGAACAAAUACAAGUUGCUCCCAUACAUUGGACAUAUAAAAAUACUGAUUAUAUUGUUAAAGUUGAAGUGUGGGAAGUAGUAGAUAAAGGUCGCACUAAAAAGAAGCCUCCUCUUGGGCUUAAAUUAGAAAAUCAAUCUGCACCAUCAGUACCAGAAGAGGAAUAUGAAACACCAGUUCUAGAUGCAACUUUUCUAGAUGUUUACAAAAAUGCAAGUGGAGUGAUAUUGAUGAUGGACAUUACAAAACCUUGGACUUUUGAGUAUGUAGUUAAAGAGUUGACCCGUAUACCAGCAGACUUACCUGUAGUGUUACUUGGCAAUCACUGUGACAUGCAACACCACCGCCAAGUUCAUCCACAUCACAUAGAACAGGCUAUGCAUCAUGCUAAAAUGACAAGGACAGCUCCUAUUCGCUAUGCAGAAUCUUCAAUGAGGAAUGGCUUUGGUUUGAGAUUAUUGCAUAAAUUUCUCAGUGUACCAUUUCUAAGACUUCAAAGAACUAGUCUUUUGGAACAAUUACAGAGAAAUCAAAAAGAUAUGGAGGAAAAUGAAAAAGAAUUAGAUGAUUUUCAGAACUCAGAUGAGUCUCACUACAAUAUAUUCUUAGACCGUCUGGCGAGUAAGAGGCGGCUAAGUGCAGAACCAGAACCUAGAGUAAUCACUGAUCGCUCACCGAGUAUUGUGCUUGGAGCAGGGAAACCAAUAGUGCCACCAAAUGUUAACCCACUUCUAGCACAAUCCUUAAAUCCCACCGUAACAAAAGUACAGAGUAAUGGUAAUAACCAACCAAAACAGAGCCAAUAUGUAAGCUCAGAUUUAAUUAAGAGUAAACCACCUGUUAGUAUGGAGAUGACACCCUCAAAAUUGCCACAAGACAGUGUACCCAGCACUCCAUCAGGAACAAACAUAUCUAUGUCAGGAUCAUCAGGUGCCUUAGAUGAGUUUUAUGCGGGCACUUUGGAUAGCAGCUUUUUAGAAGAUCUUGCCCCACUUCCUAACACUAACCAAGAAAUGACUUGUGAGACUGAUAGUGAGGAUGACGCAAACCCUAAAGUAAUAGUUGACAAUGAUGAUUUGGAUAUUGAAGGUAGCCCACAGAUCACAGAAACAGUAAGAACAGAUUUAAGUGCACAAUCUGAAUCAAGAUCAAGCAAAAGUGAUGAUGUCUUAAGAAACAUGUUUAUAAGCAAAGCUGUUAUUAGCAAAAACAAUGAAGAUGUCAGCGAUAGUAUAUCAAUUAGUAACAGUACGCAAAAUAUUGAUAUGCACAGUGAUUUUCCGUUGUGGGCUGGUGAUUCAAGUGUUAGAAGAUCUCCAGAAGGUGGCGAAGAUCCUGAUCUAUCUAAAGAGCCUGAUAUUAAAGCUGAAAAGAAACACAAAAAGAAGAAAUCCAAGGAUAAAGGUAAAGGAGACUACAGCGACAAAUCUGAUCGAAAGGAAAAAAAGCAUAAACAUAAGAAAUCAAAAAGUGAAAAACCUAAUCCACAGAAAGACUUAUUAGAGCCCUCCUCCUUAACAACUGCAGAGUUUAAUUACGAAGAAUAUGACAGCAUU
Molecule: messenger RNA, 1761 nt
Organism: Brenthis ino (lesser marbled fritillary)
Lineage: Eukaryota; Metazoa; Arthropoda; Insecta; Lepidoptera; Nymphalidae
Source: the annotation of a GenBank genome assembly